Messenger RNA from Symbiodinium necroappetens, 596 nucleotides. Lineage: Eukaryota; Dinophyceae; Suessiales; Symbiodiniaceae. The record is from the annotation of a GenBank genome assembly.
GAACAUCGACGCUUCUCCAAGCAGGCCUAAAGCACGGAGCAACCGUGGGUGCCAUCGUCCGCCAUGCGGAGGUUGUCUCAACCAUCGGAGCCUUUGCUCUUCUCUGCGAAGACGGGACGGUGGUGACGUGGGGAGAUGCGGAUUUUGGAGCCGAUAGCGCCGAGGUGCAGGAGCAGCUGAAGGAUGUUCAGCAGAUCUGUGGGUCGGAUGGUGCCUUCGCAGCACUUCUUGCUGAUGGUUUCGUUGUCACCUGGGGUGAUGAAGACUUCGGUGGGAACAGCAGUGCGGUCCAAGACCAACUCUUAAAUGUUCUGGAGCUUCAAGCCUUCGGCGUGGCUUUUGCAGCCACCCUCGCUGACGGGACGACCGUGUGUUGGGGCAGUCAGUCCAUCCAGACAAAACUACAACAUGCGCGACGGAUUUCUGCCUCCAACGGCGCAUGCGCAAUUAUCAAGGACGACGGCUCUGUGGUUGCUUGGGGCCACGCGGAGUACGGUGCUGAUACGAGCAAGGUCAGCGACCAGCUCAGUGAUGUUCAGCACAUCCAGGCGACGUGGACAGGGGCCUUCUCUGCCAUCCGGAGCGACGGCACCGUG